Scylla paramamosain (green mud crab) is the source of this 1633-nucleotide messenger RNA. RefSeq lists its product as uncharacterized. Lineage: Eukaryota; Metazoa; Arthropoda; Malacostraca; Decapoda; Portunidae. The coding region runs from base 41 to 1090 and encodes 349 amino acids. The transcript is spliced from 2 exons. The record is from RefSeq and is a predicted model, not a curated record.
UAUAAGGUGAGGAGGGCUGUGCCAGACACCACUUGUCAUCAUGAAGCUGGUGGUCAUCCUCUCAGCAGUGCUGGCCAUCGCUCAGGCUGCCUCCGCUCAUGACUCAAAACCAUAUGGCUCUGCAUCCCCUGGUCAUGCCGAAAAAUCAAAAGGCCACUCAGAACUCCUUAAAGCAGAAGCUGACUCAGAACUCCCUGAAGAAGAAGAAGAAGAAGAAGAAGAAGAAGAAGAAACAGAACUUACCCAUGAACUAAAAGACGAUUCGGAACUCUCGGGAGAAGCAGAAGGGGACUCAGAGUUCCCCCUGGAAAGCAACACUCAUCGUCUCCUGCUGGAACCAUCAGAACUGUCAGACCUUCCUAGGGGUUACGGCGCUCCUAGUCUGGUUCUAGAACACCUAGAGCUUAGCCAGGAUUACGGUGUUCCUGAUCUCGUUAUAGAACACUCAGACAACCACUCAGAACUCUCCCAAACGUAUGGCUCACCGGAGAUCCACGUGCAUUUGUCCCUGUCAGAACUGUACGAUGACAGUGACGAGGUUUCAGAUCAUUACGGAGACUUCCACUCAUUUCACAACUCGCCCUCCUCCUCUUACUCCAUCCAUGACCUCUCCUCUCACUCCCUCUCGCACGGGUACGGGCACAGCAGUUACGGGAAGGAAUGCGGCGAUGGGCAAGUAAUACACGUGGACGGCAGCUGUGUCACGCCUUACGUCACGCGCAGACGGUACGUGUUCGAAGCUCCGAAACUGCCGCGCCACCCCACCCUGCCUCCGCUGCUGCCGCCACCGCGUAUCGUGAAGAAUGUUUUAUACGUGAGAACCCCGGAGGAAGACCCGUCACCGCCACCUAUCGUCCUCCCGCCCCUUGAAAAAAAUAUUGUGUACAUCUUGAAUAAACAGCACCAGGCGAGGCAGAAGAUCAUUGAAGCUCCGAUCCCGCAAAAGGAGACCCCGGAAGUUUACUACGUGAAUUACGCCGGCCAUGACAACCCCGAGCUCCCUACUGGUGGGGAUCUGCACAAGGCGCUUGCUCUCACCUCCCAGAGCAGUGAGGAGUCGAGUGAAGAUGAAUAUAGUGAUGAAGACUGAUUAUAUUCAUUAUCUUUUUUGUCUCUCCAUGGUGCUCUUGGUCUCUCUCUAUUUCCUUAUAAUUUCUUUCUAGUUUCUCGUAUCUCUUUAUUUCUUUUUCUCCACUUCCAUCUUUUUUGUCUCCAUUGUCAUCUCAUCUCUCACUUUCUUUUCAUCUCUUACUAGUUCCUCUUAUCUCUUUGUUUUAUCACCACUUCCUUCUUCCUUGUCUUUCCGUUGUCAUCUUAUCUCCAUUCCUUCGUUUUUAUCCCUUUAUAAUUUCUGUUUCAUCUUAUCUCUCGCUUCCUCUUUCUCCACUUCUUAUUCUAAUAUAUCACGUGGAUUUACUGUUUUGUUUAUUUAUUUAUCUAUUUAUGUUUGUCUCUCUUCAUAAUUCAUUUCUUACCUCCCUACCUCUCUCCCUCCCUCCCUCCCUCCGUUCCAUCCUUAUUUCCUCCCUCCUUUUUUUCAUCUUUCUCAACAUUUUCCUUACUUUUCUCCCUCCCCCUGUUAUAUUAAAUCAUAUUUCUUGUUUUGCAAUAAAUAGUUUUAACCUGCACUUUU